Nicrophorus vespilloides is the source of this 2228-nucleotide messenger RNA. Its product is annotated as clavesin-1-like. Lineage: Eukaryota; Metazoa; Arthropoda; Insecta; Coleoptera; Silphidae. The record is from RefSeq and is a predicted model, not a curated record. The transcript is spliced from 10 exons. Gene Ontology annotation, molecular function: phosphatidylinositol bisphosphate binding. The coding region runs from base 387 to 2141 and encodes 584 amino acids. Gene Ontology annotation, cellular component: membrane.
ACACAAUUCUUGUAUCGUUCUCCGUUCUUCAAUAACAGCUGAGUUAAGUGCACGAAUCUGAAGGUCGUGUCUACCUUACGAAGACCGAAAACGACCCAGAAACGAUUGACACUGCAAGAAAAUCAAACAAAGCGGGUAAACGAAAUAAAACGUAACAAAUAGAAGCAAUUCGUUCGGACGUCACACAUGCUCACACUCACUCACACACGGUUUCCGAUCGAAACGAACCAUCAGCAUGAUGCAUAUAACCAAGGUGUUUUCGUUCGGACAAACAACAAACGCUCCUAGAUACACACACGACGAACAUCGUCGCACCAGCGUGUUUUCCAUUAGUCUCCCUUGUUUCAUCUCCCUUUUGAAAAUAGAAGAAUAUAGAAGGAUACAAGAUGAUACCGAUCGAUGUUCAGGUUGUCGAUCAUGAAGGACACGAACUCACGAGGGACGAUAUUGCAGAAAGGGUUCAACAGUUGAGAACUUUGGUGUUAGCGGACGAGAAUUUGAAGAAAAUGCGUACGGAUGAUAGUUUUCUCCUGAGGUUUUUGCAGAGCUGCAAAUUCAUCGUGGAAUUGGCUGCAAAGAGGAUGGUUAGUUAUUAUGAAAUGAUUGACGAGUAUCCAGAUUGGUUCAAGAUCAAUUCGCCGGAGGAGAACCGCGGUUUACUGUACAGAAACAUGCGUGCGAUGCUGACGCAAAGGGACAAAGAAGGUCGCGGCAUUUACGUAGUUAAAUUAGCUAACAUUAAUCCAUCGAAAGUGACCAUGAAGGAAGUGGUUAAUGUCGACGACCUCUGGCUUGAAUCCAUCAUGGAUGAUCCGAUGACCCAGUGCAAGGGUCUGAGCGUCAUCAUCGACAUCUCUGGAUACUCACUCAAACUAUUUCAAUGGUUGACGCCGUCCAACAUAAAAUUCGGUUUAACAAAAAUGGACACGCUCCCUGUAAAAGAUAUAGUUCUUCACGUAGUCAACACCUCUUUCUUAAUGAGCGCAACGCUUAAACUGAUUUGGCCGUUGCUCAGCCAGAAAAUCAAAGAUUCCGUGAAAUUCCAUUACAACGAUUUGGAUUCGCUGCACAACUUCAUAGAUCCCGACAGUCUUCCCACUGAAUACGGUGGUAAAUUGAACGUUAAUUACGAGAAGUUGGCGGAACAGCUGAUCGCUAGGAACAACGAAAUCGUCGAGAAGAUCCAAUACUUGAACUACAUCUUCGAAAACAUGCAUAUUGAGGACAAAUUGGAGUGCAGUCAGAUCGCGAAGGUUCUGAAGCAGAUCUCUCACGGUUCCAUCGAGUAUCCUUGUUUGGACAGGGAAUGGCAGGAAAGGGCCGAAGAGGAGCUGAAGGAGACGCCUGAGAGGUACAAGCAGGAACUGGCUGCCUUGAAAGCUCUCGUCCUGAAUGAUACUAAUCUAAAUGUGCCCAAAGAAGAUGCAUUCCUCACGCGUUUCCUCAGGGCCAGGAAAUUCGACAAUAAAAAAGCAUUCAACAUGCUUCAGCGUUACUACUUGAUGAAACUGAAGUGUCCGGAGCUGUUCCAAUGCCCUCUACCAUCCGAGAUAGAAACAGUUUUCGAGCUUCAAGCCCAAACGAUGCUUUCGGACAGGGAUCAGCACGGAAGACGCAUCUACGUGAUACGAGUCGAUAAUUUCGAUUCCAGUAAGGUGACAAUUGACGACAUCUUCAGGACGAACAUCAUGGCUUUGGAGCAGAUCGUACGAGAACCAGAAACGCAAAUUUCCGGACUCGUCGUCGUCCUGGACAUGGCAGGAUUGAGUUUGAAUCACGCCAAGUUCUUCACACCUUAUUACGCGAAGAAAAUGGUGGAAUUAGUCCAAGAGACUUUUCCGCUUAGAUUCAAGGGCUUCCACGUGGUCAACGAGCCUUUCUACUUUGAUGCCAUUAUGGCCGUAUUGAAACCGUUCAUGAAGGAGAAAAUCAGGAAAAGGAUUUAUUUACACGGAAACGACUUGACUAGUUUACACGCUUUCCUUAACACUGAAAUCCUCCCGUUGGAAUACGGAGGAACGAACGGGACUUUCGACAAUCGCGCCUGGAAAAUGCAACUGCUUAAAGACGAGGACUACUUUAGAAGCCUCAAAGAGUACGGCUACAAAGUAGAAAUCGCUGAAGAAAUACAAGAAAACUGAAACGCUUGCGCUUAAUUGAAUAGAGAAGGAAAGCGCUUAUUUUAGUUUGAAUCGAUUAAUUUUUGGAGCUGGAUAGAAAACAUGGCA